Molecule: messenger RNA, 1826 nt
Organism: Talaromyces stipitatus ATCC 10500
Lineage: Eukaryota; Fungi; Ascomycota; Eurotiomycetes; Eurotiales; Trichocomaceae
Exons: 3
Coding region: 1-1668 (555 amino acids)
Biological process (GO): small GTPase-mediated signal transduction
Molecular function (GO): guanyl-nucleotide exchange factor activity
Source: RefSeq, a predicted model, not a curated record
AUGACGGCAACUCCAGAUGAUUCGUGGGCUUUUCAUCCAAUGUCGAUCCCGACUUCGACUUCAGCAGAUUUAGGGGAUAUUGCUUCUCAGAUUUAUUCUCCUGGUUCUUCUGGGUUAGUUCCUGAUUUAUCUGGGAAUUAUAUCACAGUUACCACUACACCAGCUGCAAGUCACUACGAAGCUUCUUUUAAUGCUGCUGGAGCAUCAUCAACAAAUCAAGAGGGUGGAAAUGAAAGCGAAACGACCAUGAAUAUGAAUAAUCAACUACAAACUUACCCGUUACUAUUCAACGCCAUAUCCGAAACUCCCAGCGUGCAACAUCUUCACCAGCGCUGGUGGGAAGGUGAUGCUGAAACAGUGCUAUGGAGUUUCGAUGUGCGCCAAAUCAGUCUAGUCAUUCGAUUCGGCUUCUUCCACGACAACAAUCAACCGCGCCAGAUACUUCUACGACGGAGUUAUAGUGUUCUCGAUACGUUUCUGACCUCUUUAUUACCACCAUAUGAAUCACAGUUCAUCCCUGGCUUGACGCAGAAUCAAAAAGUGGAGGAGAUUCUGCGACGAUGUCAGCCAACGACCAUAUCUAUGAAUUUGCAGUGGAGUUGGUAUCCAUCGCAAGUUCUUCGAGGGCCGGGACCGGCUGCUAUUGCGGAGGAGAUUGAGGUUGAGAGUCAAAUGCAUUUCAAAGCCGUGCCAUUUGAAGCGUGGGUGAGAUGCUCGUUGGGGUUUCCGGCGGCUGAGGCAGAUUGGUUCUUUCUGCAGCAUAAUGCGUUGUAUAUUAUUCUUUUGAAUCAUUUACAGGCUUAUCGAUAUGAGAUCCCCAAGUAUCGGGAAGUCGAGAAGCUCCUUCGGCAAAAAAGCCCCUUUGCCCACAAGGCUGUUGUGCAAUGUCUUAGUCAUUUCCCAGACGCAAAAGGAGAAACCCCCAAAUUAUCCAACAAGUCCAGUCUUGACUUCAUUGCCGGCCCUAUACAAGACUUGUUUCAGAAAUAUCCCGCCAAUCUGGUCUCUAUUCUGAAAAAGCUCAGUGUCAUCGCUAUCCGAUUUCGACAGACGUACAUCCAUGUCCCCAAGGUGGACUGGAACAAGAGACUGGACACACGAGCAAAAUAUCUAGAUGAGUUAUUGAAGGCUUUGUCACCCACAGACUUGGCAAGGUCUUUGACGAGGGCUGAUAAUCAGCUGUUUGGGCAGUUGUCGCGCGAAGCGCUCACGGAUGAUCAGAAUACAAUCCCUGAUAUGCUCCAUGCGCGAUGGGGUGAUUUGGUCAUGGCUGUUAGGGAGUGUUGUACUGCCAUGCCGGAUUUUGUACAGUUUAUACAGGAAUGCAUUCAGAUCCUCCAUAACAUGCGAAAUUAUAACUCGACUCUAGCUCUAAUCCAAGGCCUCCAACACAUCAGCAUAAACUUCCUCUGGGUCAAUCCAACCACUACCACCACUUCCACCACCACUACCACCACCACCACCACCACUCAGCCCGAAAUUCAAACAGUCAACAUCUACUCUCUCACACCACCGAAUGUAUCCUACAUAGCAGACCCAUCCAAUAACUACGCCUCAUACCGACAUGCAAUGAAAGUUACACCGGGCAUACCAUUCCUCUUACCACACAUAGUCGAAUAUCGACAACACGGCGUGACGGCUCUUGAUGAGUUGUUUGGCACUACAUAGGUGUCUACCUAACCUACCUAACCACCCAAUCGUUUCCUUUUCGGUCUAUUCUUCUCUUCUUAUAAUGUAUAAUCAUACAACUCAUUUGAACACAACUAGCUUGAUCCGUGAUCGCUUUCCAACCUGUCUGAUACUAUCCGAAUGUUGUUUUAGGUGUU